Molecule: messenger RNA, 2018 nt
Organism: Porites evermanni
Lineage: Eukaryota; Metazoa; Cnidaria; Anthozoa; Scleractinia; Poritidae
Source: the annotation of a GenBank genome assembly
AUGAGACAAACCUCUUGCUUCUAUCAUCUUUCAUUGACAGAGAAACUUAUGGUUGUUUUAAGAGAUGGAAGAACUCUGAUAGGAUAUCUGAGAUCUAUAGAUCAAUUUGGUGAGUAUACAGAUUGCUUGCAGUUCCCCUAUUUUUCUGUAAGAUAGUCAGGAAUGAGUGCUACAGGCAGCCAUCUUGACCGAGUCUAGCUUAAUAUGACUAUCUUAUCUAUGGAGGGGGUGGGGGACAGUUUGGGAGGAGGUGAGAAAAAUAAAGGGACUUCCACAACAGCUAAGCACACAGGAAGCGUUUUGUAGAAAUGACAACUUGUCAAUGACUUGUCCGAAACUGCUGUUGUCCGAAACAAAAGCACACUACAAGCGUUUUAUAGAAAUGACAACUUGUCAAUGACUAGUCCAAAACAUUGAACCAAAUACAUUUAUUAUCUAAUCACCAAUAAGGUCUCUGCUAAUGCUGGAACAACGCACUCCUUGAAGGCGAUCUGCAGUGAAAUUGCAACAGUCCCUCUAUUUUUCUCCCCUUCCCUCCCCACUGCCAUAAACACCUGAUGCCUGCUUGCCUCCCUUGUUACGUUGGAAACAAAUUACAAAAUGACUGUCUAGUGGUUGCUGUUAAUGUAACUGCCCAGUGAGUAUAAAACGCUGUAAAUGUUUUGAGCUCAGGAGUCAGUUGUUUAGGUAUCAUAAUAUUGUAAGUUGCCCAAACCCCUCCCUUGCAAAGAGGAAGAAGCUGGAAGCUCCUCAGACAUUAAUUUAUUCCUUGAUCACAGCAAGAACAGGUAUCACUGAACUAUCCAGGCAGCAAACAAACAAAAAUAGCAGGGACACUUUCCCCCUUUAACAGACAUCAUACUUGAAACAGUGGAGGUGCUGAUUGAAUUCAAUUGUUUCUGGGAUAUUUCAGCCAACCUUUUGCUUCAAGAUACCAUAGAAAGAAUCCAUGUUGGAGACAAGUACGGCGACAUUCCCAGGGGAAUUUUCCUUAUCAGAGGAGAAAAUAUGGUGCUUGUUGGAGAAAUAGUGAGUAGUUUUUAGAUAUCUUAAUAAUACCUUAAUUUUGUCAUGUGUAUGUACUUCUCCAUUCUGAAAAUAAGUCCCAGGGAUUAUAAAUUCAAAUAAGGGGCAUGCAUUUGGAUGGGGCUCAUGUGUGGAGAGGCCCCUUAAUACUGCACUUUCCAAAAAGAUGCAAACUCUAAAGUUCAAAACCCACCUUUUGUUUUUUUUGCUGCUGUCAAUCAUAAUCACGAUCACAAGCAACACACAAAAACACACUACACAGAAACACACAAAACAGAUUAAAAUCCUCAUUUCACAAUAUAAUCUCAGUAUUGAAAAGAUGUGCCAACUUCUGCAAACACUGCAGCAAUAAACUUCAUCCCUGUGAUGUUUUAUAAAUUACCAUAGCCUUAAUUUACUCAAAGAAAAGAGAAACAAAAUUGCAGAUUUUUUGAUUUUAAUAAACAUAAAGGUUCUUCUUCCAAAUUGACUUAAGUUUGCUGAUGAAACAAGGAGAGAAUUAGACAUGACAUCAAGAGUCCCAGAGAGCCUUUUUUCUCAGAACUCUUUAGAUGAAACAUUGUUACUGUUUUAACCAUGUUAAACCCCAAAAGAGACCAACAUUAACUUUCUCCAAAGAAUGUCAAUACAUUAACAAGAUAAAAGGUGAUGAGACUGAAUGAAGUGAUCACCAAAGGGAAAACCUUUGAUCUUUUAACAAAUUCUCGUAACUAUGUUUUUAAUCUUUAUUAUUAAGUCUGGAGAAUUUGUAUGGGGAUAUUGGGGGCCAGUGGUGUUAAUAAUGUUGUUGUUCCAUCUUGAAAAAGGAUGAAGAAAAGGAGGCCAACUCAAAACUUCAAAAAGUCUCAGUGCCUACAAUUUUGGAAGCUCAGAGAGAGGAGCAAUUAGCCAAAGAAGAGGAAGAGAAAGCAAAAACGAAAGCAAGGCUAAAUCAAGGACUUCCUGUAAAUGCACCAGACUCUUAUCUAAACAGUGAUGAUGUUUUUGGUUGA